Messenger RNA from Pneumocystis jirovecii RU7, 1488 nucleotides. RefSeq lists its product as uncharacterized. Gene Ontology annotation, cellular component: piccolo histone acetyltransferase complex. NCBI's taxonomy places the organism in Eukaryota, Fungi, Ascomycota, Pneumocystomycetes, Pneumocystales, Pneumocystaceae. Bases 1 to 1488 code for a protein of 495 amino acids. The transcript has 7 exons. The record is from RefSeq and is a predicted model, not a curated record. Gene Ontology annotation, biological process: regulation of transcription by RNA polymerase II.
AUGACAAAGGCAACAGGUGCACGUUUUAGGCAGCGGAAAAUCUCUAUCAAAGCUCCGUUACAAAUUUACAGAGCGGCUGAUAUCCCAGAUUUAGAUGAAGAAAUAUCGCUUCAGCGGAGUGUUCCUCUCGUCGAGACGGGUGUGGAUAAAGAUGAGGAAGAUGAACAUCAUUUACGUACAGCUAUUGCUUCUCAGAUGUCACUUAACUCGAAGCAAGUUUAUAUUCCAACACCAGAUGCUUCUAAAAUUGUAGAUGACUAUGAAAAGUUAUAUAAAAAGACAUUUAUAGAGCCUUCAACAUUUAUUCGUUUUUCAACAACUGUGGAGGACUGUGAGGGAUGUCCUUAUAGUAUGAAUGAGGAAGAUAGUGAUUGGCUUUUGAAAUUUAACGGUAAUAAACGUUUGAAAGAGAAUUAUUGUUCAGAAGAUGUAUUUGAGCUUAUUAUGAAUCAAUUUGAACUUUUUGCGAAUGAAAAACAGACAUGUUUCUAUUUGGAUGUUUUGAAAAUUGCUGAUUUUUCAGAAUUUGAAUCUAUGUUUGCUAAUUCUCAUCUUGCAUCUUACAAGCAUUUUGCAAAGCAAAUUUUUCCAUAUUGGAAGCAUAGACGAAUUUCUAAUAAUGGGAAGCAGCUUAUGCCUUCUUUGCGGUUUGAAGAAAAUGAAAAGGAUGAUAAUGACCCAUAUGUAUGUUUUCGAAGACGGGAGAUAAGACAGGUUCGAAAGACAAGAAGGUCUGAUGCUCAAAGUUCUGAAAAAUUGCGGAAACUUCGUUCUGAAAUGGAGCAAGCUUAUAAUUUAAUAGAGUUAGUUGUUCGAAGAGAGCAAUUAAAAAAAGAAUCUUUACUUUUAGAGCAGCGUAUUUUUAAUCAGCGCUGUCACGUAAAAGAAAUAAAGCGUAAGCUUGGAAUUAAAGAUGAGGAUGAUGAUUUAGUUUCACAUAAGAGAAAAAAGGCUUCUGAUAUUAGUAGUUCUACUGUGCAUAUUUCAGUUUCUCAAACAGUUGGUCCUAAUGAAGGAGAUACUCUUUUUCUUUUGGAAGAUUAUCAAUCAGAAAAGGCAGCUGCAUCUCGUGCCGCUGUUGAUGAAGCUCUUCGUCAAAAACAGCUCUCAAGUGUUGGUUGGAAAGAUAUUACAGACAAUCCAUAUUGUCCUUAUCCAAAAUUAUACCCUCUUACUUUUUUCAGGACUAUUACUGCAUCAUAUUGUUUAAAUGCUAAAAAGACAUCAUUAGAUUUGCCUACUAAAGAUGAAUAUUCAUCUUUAGCUUAUGAUUCGUUUCCUGUUUUAUCACAAUCUACUAAAUUUAAUGCUGGAAGACUUUCUUAUAGACAACGUAUUGGUAGAGGUGGCAGAAUUAUGAUUGAUAGAAAAAGCAUUGUUCGUUAUGUACAUGAUUCAUUAUUAGAUCCGUUGGUUGUUGAUCGGCAUAAGUAUGAUAAUGAUGAUUUUGAUUCUGAAAUUGAAAUAGAUGAUAUGAAUGAUUUGUAA